Messenger RNA from Wasmannia auropunctata (little fire ant), 2129 nucleotides. RefSeq names its product lysoplasmalogenase-like protein TMEM86A. Lineage: Eukaryota; Metazoa; Arthropoda; Insecta; Hymenoptera; Formicidae. The record is from RefSeq and is a predicted model, not a curated record. The transcript is spliced from 6 exons. Bases 332 to 1051 code for a protein of 239 amino acids. Gene Ontology annotation, cellular component: membrane.
CGACACACAACACAACACACAACACAAAACACACAGUGCUCGGUGCUCCGGACUGACGGGGACGGGGCGCGCGAUGCGCCUGUGUGUGUGUGCGUGCGUUCGUGCGUGUGACGCGCGCGGUGGCGUCGGAAAGCGGUCGUAUAAAUAAACGGCGAGCCUCGCGAACGAUCAGCACUCGCGGGGCCCGUCACGACGGUCUCGGUCGGUUGGACUCUCGCAUCCGGAGUUGACACACAAGGCGGCUGCUGCUACUGCUGCUGCUGCUGCUGCGGCGUUGCUCCCUUCCCCCGUCCGCCCCGCGCCCUUCGGCCGCGGUGUCCUUCGGCCGAAGAUGUCAUCGCCUACACAAGUGAUUAAAAGCGUCGGGCCGAAAUUGGUACCGUUCUUCAAAAGCGUGUCCGUAUAUUUUGUAUUACUCGCUGAACAGCCAUCUCUGCUGACGGCGAGUCUCAAAUGUUUACCGAUAAUAAGUCUCAUUAUUUUCGUCCUGUUACAUGGGAUUAGUUUGUCGAAAGAAUAUGCCUUCUCCAGGCGUAUAUUAACGGGAUUAGUGUUUAGUUGCUUAGGUGACGCACUGUUAGUGUGGCCUAAUUGCUUCGCCGCGGGGAUGUGUAUGUUCGCUGUUGCGCAAAUCAUGUAUAUAUUUGCAUUCGGAUUCAAACCCCUCAAUUUGACACUCGGGGCGGUACUGUACAUGUCCUGUUCAGUUGUUAUAUACACUUUGAUGCCUGGAUUGAACGGAGUUUUAGCAAUAGGAGUGCCAAUUUAUACAGUAUUACUUACCACUAUGGCGUGGAGGGCCAUAUCUAGAGUACAAUUCUUCGGGGAGUGGACGUGGACUAAGUUGUGCAGUUGCAUCGGAAGCAUUUGCUUCGUCAUAUCUGACACUUUGCUCGGGUUUCAUUAUUUCCAUAGUCCAUUACCUUAUUCUCAGGUAUCCAUUAUGUUGACAUACUAUGCAGCACAAUUAGGUAUAGCAUUGAGUGCAGUAGAUUCGAAAAACAACAGUACCAGUAAUACUGAUAACAGAGUACCUGCCAGCAAAGGCUGAAACAAUUAUUCUUUAUUGUUUAUCUGGGUGAACUUAUCUGCAGAUGCUAAACGGAUACGAAGGGGAGAUCUUUUUACACGUCUGCUUUAAACUGUAUGCAAUUCCAGUAGGAAAUCAUUGUGAUAAUCAUCUUUGACAUAUUGAAUAUUUCAAAGCCAUAUUAUUGACUAAGGGGACUCUCGGAAGAGAGUUUUGGUGAUAGGAUGUUGUACCUACGAUUGUAGAGAUAGGUUUAUAUUUCUUUUUUUCUUUUUGUAUUAUUAAUGCAAUGCAAAGAAGUGUCCUAUUAGAGAAUUCAUACUAGCCACACAUUUGUGGUCUCCUAUUUUUUGUAUAUGUAUAAGAAAGGUUUAAAAAUUUAUAUUAUUAAGCAUAGAUAUACUAGAAUGUUCUUAAAAAGUUUUCAAAUAUUUCGUAACGGAAAUUUAAUUCGUCAUUUUUAUUAAGGAAAAAGAUUAUAUUAUAUAUUAUAUAUUGCCUCCGAAGAUCAUUUCUCAAACGUAAAAAGAAGAUAUAUUGUUAGCGUUAAGCGUUUCUUAAGAAAAAACCUACAUUUAAAAUUACGUGAAAUUGAUUAUUUUUCAUAUAUAUUUGGGCCAAAAUGCAACAGCUUGCCGGCGACAUAUCGCAAAUGGCGAAUAUAUUAAAUCAUACUUUUAUAAAGAAUGUUAUUGUUGUAUAUAUACGUUAUGUAACAUCUAUAAUCUAUACUUGUUGUCAGUGUUAUCAUCCUUCGAUGUAAAUUAUCAUCUUACAGAGAACAAGUUGCAAUAUUAUAUUAGCUGUAAAUUGUAUUAUACAGAUAUCUCUUAGGCGUCAAUCUAUAUUAGGCGUUACUGUAUACAUCAUGUUACACACGAUAUGUUAUGUCUUUGUUAUAACAUGAAUCGUUAACACUGCCAUUUUCGUUGGCAAAAUAAAAACUAAACGAUUAGUUUAAAACAGAUACAACUGAAUGUCUCGUUAAAUUAAAUUUUCCAAUAUUUUCAUAGUGCAAAUAUAUUUAUAAAUAUAGAUAUAAAAUUACGAAUGUUUAUCAAUUAAAUUUUGAAAUAGAACGUUCUUCGAUUUAAUCAGG